Lacerta agilis (Sand lizard) is the source of this 1598-nucleotide messenger RNA. It is a transcript of the gene CAMKMT, whose product is annotated as calmodulin-lysine N-methyltransferase. Gene Ontology annotation, cellular component: cytoplasm. Gene Ontology annotation, molecular function: calmodulin-lysine N-methyltransferase activity. NCBI's taxonomy places the organism in Eukaryota, Metazoa, Chordata, Lepidosauria, Squamata, Lacertidae. The record is from RefSeq and is a predicted model, not a curated record. The transcript has 11 exons. Bases 98 to 1045 code for a protein of 315 amino acids.
UCUCAUCCCGCCUCAGUUGGUUUCUCUCUUUUUAUAUAUCUGUUAUUUUUGGCGCGCUCUCCCUCAAGUUUGAGCCCCGGCGCGAGCCGCUCCCGCCAUGAGCGCUUCUCCACCAGCUGACAGGUGUCAGGCAGAAGGAGAGGAGGGAGACGCCGGAGGAGCCCGGGAAGGAAGCCGGCAGUCAGCCGCCAAAGCCCGCUGGGUGCUCCUCAGACAGGUUCUGAAGAAAAAACAUUUGAAGAAUGUUCACCUUCCGCAAGUAUCAGUAAGGAGAUUUGCUUCAUUCAGUCUCUUCUCAGUAACAGAAGAGGAGAGAAGGGUGACAGAAGAUGACCAAGGAACCUGGCUUCAGUACAAAAGCAUCUAUUAUCCUGAAUACAGUAUAUCCUUGAAAUUUAACAGCGGACUAUUAAAUAUUGAAGAUGUUCUGACAAGUUUUGACAACACAGGAAAUGUUUGUAUCUGGCCUUCUGAAGAGGUACUAGCUUACUACUGCCUGAAGUACCAUGAAGUGUUCAGGGGCCUUGCUGUGUGUGAGCUAGGGGGUGGCAUGACAUGCUUGGCUGGGCUUAUGGUUGCUAUUUCUGCAGAUGUCAAAGAAGUUCUGUUAACUGAUGGAAAUGAAAAGGCCAUCAAAAAUGUAAGCGAUAUAAUCAGAAGAAACCAAAAGAAGUUCAGAGCCCAAGCAGUCUCAAGCUGCAUUCUACGAUGGGAUAAUGAGACAGAUGUCUCUCAACUGGAAGGACAUUUUGACAUUGUUAUGUGUGCUGACUGCCUGUUUCUGGACCAGUACAGAGCUAGCCUUGUGGAUGCAAUAAAGAGAUUACUCCAACCCAGUGGGAAAGCGAUGAUAUUUGCUCCAAUCAGAGGGAAUACUCUGAACCAGUUUUGCAAUCUAGCUGAAAAAGCUGGUUUCUCUAUCCAAAGACAUGAAAAUUAUGAUGAACACAUUUCAAACUUCCACUCCAAGUUGAAAAAAGAAGAAAAAGGCAUUUAUGAUGAAAACCUCCACUACCCAUUUCUUCUUAUUUUAACCAAACAUUGAUAGAAUAUGUGGUAGAUAUGCUUUGAUUACAAAGGGCAGGGAAUGGGGGACAGCUAUAUGAAUGUGCCAUUUUAGGUAUAACCAAAGUGGGCAAAAGUUUUCAUUGCUUCUUCAGAAAGGAGACCCCAGCUGCACAGUACAUUGGUCUUAGAACUUGCGCAUCCGUUUUCUUAAAAAGCAAGCCUGGAAAGACUUGAAGCCUUAAGCAAGCUCCAUUUCUCUCUGCUUGUGGCUGUUGUCGCGCACCGAGUUUCUUCAUUUCCACACACACAAAAAUAAAAAAACAGCCUUUCCUGUUAAUAUUUGAAAAAAGCAUAUGUUCUGUGGUUGUGCCUGACCAACUGAACUGGAUAAUUGUUGGACAGAACAGACAUCACAUCAUAUUCUAUAUAACCUCAUGAUAUAUUUUGAUCUCCCCCACCCCACCCUCCUUUCUCCCUCGUGCUUUUCUUGAAAUUUGCCUUAUGGGUUUUCCUCCCCCUUUCAGAGUGAAAUGCUUCAAACUCGCUUUGCUUAAUGUUUAAUCAGUUAAUGUUUUUUGACAUGGUGAUUU